Messenger RNA from Triticum dicoccoides, 2215 nucleotides. RefSeq names its product inositol transporter 4-like. Gene Ontology annotation, cellular component: membrane. Lineage: Eukaryota; Viridiplantae; Streptophyta; Magnoliopsida; Poales; Poaceae. The transcript has 7 exons. Gene Ontology annotation, biological process: myo-inositol transport; transmembrane transport. Bases 304 to 2049 code for a protein of 581 amino acids. The record is from RefSeq and is a predicted model, not a curated record. Gene Ontology annotation, molecular function: myo-inositol:proton symporter activity.
GACUUUCGCUCCCCGCCGCCCCGUCCGCCCCCUCCCCCCGACCUGCCUGUGCCGUGCUCCUGGCCCACUCAAGCUCCGCUCGGGCCCAAUGCGGCCAUAAAGAUCUCUCCUACACUUCUCCUCCGCCCACCGCCGCGCCCCAGGACUGCCGCCGCCGACGCCUCUCAGCCCCGGCAAACCCCUUUCGCCGCUGACGCGCGCGCGUCCCUCCCGUUUCUGCCCCGUCGAGUCGACGCUGCUGCCGCUGCCCCGUCGGCAGUUUUGGAAAUUGGUUGCUGAGGUGCACAAGGGCCGUUGAAUGCAAUGGAAGGGGGCGCCAGUGUAGCAGACGAGGCUGACUUUAAGGAGUGCUUACGCCUGACUUGUAGCCAACCUUAUAUUCUUCGACUUGUUUUCUCUGCUGGCAUCGGCGGUCUUCUUUUCGGGUAUGAUACAGGUGUCAUAUCUGGAGCACUUCUGUUCAUCCGAGAUGAUUUUAUCGAGUUACAAAAGAACACCACUCUAAGGGAAACAAUAGUGAGUAUGGCUGUAGCUGGAGCUAUUGUUGGAGCUGGACUUGGUGGCUGGAUGAAUGACAGAUUUGGAAGGAGGCCUUCCCUCAUCAUCGCAGAUGUUCUGUUCCUUGCAGGUGCCGCUAUCAUGGCCUUUGCCCCGUCACCUGCUGUUAUCAUUGUUGGGAGGGGCUUUGUUGGUCUUGGAGUUGGAAUGGCUUCCAUGACUGCGCCUCUGUACAUCUCUGAAGUCUCCCCAGCUAGAAUAAGAGGGGCGCUAGUGAGCACCAAUGGCCUUCUUAUCACUGGAGGGCAGUUCAUGGCAUACCUUAUUAAUCUGGCAUUCACCAAGGUGCCGGGAACUUGGAGGUGGAUGCUUGGCAUUGCAGGAUUCCCUGCCCUUCUUCAGUUCAUACUAAUGUUGACGCUCCCAGAAUCACCAAGAUGGUUAUACAGGCAGGGUAGGAAACAGGAAACUGCCACCAUUCUGCGGAAGAUUUACCCUGCAAAUGAGGUGGAAGAAGAGAUUGAGUCCUUGCGAAAAUCAGUUGAAGAUGAGAUGGUCCUGGAGGGGUCCAUAGGCGGGCAGAGCGUAUUUGGCAAGCUGAAGAAAGCAUUUGGAAGCAAGGUUGUCCGCCGUGGCCUCAUGGCCGGUGUCAUUGUGCAGGUCGCCCAGCAGUUUGUCGGCAUCAACACCGUCAUGUACUACAGUCCGACGAUCGUCCAGCUGGCGGGUUUCGCGUCCAACGACACGGCCAUGGCCCUCUCACUCAUCACCUCAGGACUCAAUGCCGUCGGCUCGAUCGUCAGCAUGUUCUUCGUGGACAGGGUCGGCCGGAGGCGCCUGAUGCUCCUCAGUCUUGUUGGCAUCGUCGUGUGGCUCGCUGUGCUUGGCAGCACUUUCCUCAGAGCCGCGCACAAUGCCCCACCUGUCAGGGAUGUGGAGAUGCGUCCGUUCGCUAACCAGACGUGCCCAGAGUACAACCCCAACGUCCACUGGAGCUGCAUGGACUGCCUCAGGGCCGCAUCCACGUGCGGGUUUUGUGCUCAUCAAGGAAACACGCUUCUUCCCGGCGCUUGCCUGGCACUCAACAACGAAACGCGAGGGGUGUGCCAUGCCGACCACCGUGAGUUCUAUUCAGAAGGGUGCCCAAACAAGUAUGGGUGGCUGGCGCUGCUCGCGCUGGGCGCAUACAUCAUCUCCUACUCGCCCGGCAUGGGCACCGUGCCAUGGAUCGUCAACUCGGAGAUAUACCCGCUGCGGUUCAGGGGAGUCUGCGGCGGCAUCGCCGCGGUGGCCAACUGGGUGUCCAACCUCAUCGUGACACAGACGUUCCUGACCCUGACCAAGGCGCUGGGCUCGGCGGCCACCUUCUUACUCUUCUGCGGUGUGUCGUUCAUGGCGCUCAUCGUGGUGUUCCUCACCGUGCCGGAGACCAAGGGCCUGCAGUUCGAGGAGGUGGAGAAGAUGCUUGGGAGCAAGAACUACAGGCCUUGGAAGCGGUACCACCCCGAGGCACCGACAAAAGGGCGCGAGAUUGGGCCCGCUAUGCUAUGAAAUCUGCAUCGACGGUAGCUGUUUGAAUUCUUCGGUUCUACUGUAAGUAGCAAUAGUAUUACAGCACAAGAUUAGCGUGUAGAGGCCUCCGUUGCGUUUAGUCAUUUCUAGUUACGUUACGGCAGUUUUCUUGGUUCUUUGGAAAAAGGGUAGCUACGUUACGCCA